Messenger RNA from Photinus pyralis (common eastern firefly), 1330 nucleotides. RefSeq names its product glyceraldehyde-3-phosphate dehydrogenase 1-like. Lineage: Eukaryota; Metazoa; Arthropoda; Insecta; Coleoptera; Lampyridae. Gene Ontology annotation, biological process: glucose metabolic process. Gene Ontology annotation, molecular function: oxidoreductase activity, acting on the aldehyde or oxo group of donors, NAD or NADP as acceptor; NAD binding; NADP binding. The transcript has 3 exons. The coding region runs from base 158 to 1159 and encodes 333 amino acids. The record is from RefSeq and is a predicted model, not a curated record.
AUAACCGCGCCUGCGCCGUUCCGCUACUCUGAAGAGGUCCAUGUGAUCGAUCGAUUCCAAGAAUAAUUUGCCCUUCAAAGGACACUUCAAUCGUGGCAGCCGCUCCUGUUGGUCGUCUUCGUUUUUUCUUCCAUUAAAAAAAGUAGAUUGUAUCAGCAUGUCGAAGAUUGGAAUAAACGGAUUCGGACGUAUCGGCCGUCUUGUCCUUCGCGCCGCCGUCGAGAAGGGCGCCCAGGUGGUCGCCGUCAACGAUCCCUUCAUCGGGCUCGACUACAUGGUCUACCUCUUCAAAUACGAUUCGACUCACGGACGUUACAAGGGUGACGUACAUGCCGCAGAAGGAUGUCUGGUAGUUAACGGACAGAAGAUUGCCGUUUUCCAAGAACGCGAUCCAAAAACCAUUCCAUGGGGUAAAGCCGGAGCAGAGUACGUUGUAGAGUCCACCGGUGUUUUCACAACCAUCGAGAAGGCAUCUGCCCACUUGGAAGGUGGUGCAAAGAAAGUCAUUAUCUCCGCCCCCUCUGCUGAUGCACCUAUGUUCGUCGUCGGUGUCAACCUUGACGCUUACGAUCCCAGCUACAAGGUCAUCUCAAAUGCUUCCUGCACCACCAACUGUUUGGCCCCACUCGCUAAAGUCAUCCACGAUAACUUCGAAAUCGUGGAAGGUUUAAUGACCACAGUACAUGCAGUUACAGCCACACAGAAGACCGUCGACGGACCCUCAGGAAAAUUAUGGCGCGACGGACGUGGUGCCGGCCAAAACAUCAUCCCCGCGUCGACCGGUGCUGCCAAGGCAGUAGGAAAAGUUAUUCCAGCCCUCAACGGAAAGCUGACCGGUAUGGCUUUCCGUGUGCCAGUUCCCAACGUUUCGGUCGUCGACUUGACCGUUCGUCUAGGCAAGGCGGCAACUUACGAUGAAAUCAAGGCAAAGGUCAAGGCCGCUUCCCAAGGACCUUUGAAGGGUAUCUUAGGAUACACCGAUGAAGAAGUUGUCUCCUCCGACUUCAUUGGGGACGUACACUCCUCAAUCUUCGACGCAUCGGCCGGUAUCCAAUUGACACCAAACUUUGUCAAGCUCAUCUCCUGGUACGAUAACGAAUGCGGCUACUCCAACAGGGUUGUCGACUUAAUUAAGUACAUUCAAACUAAAGAUGCUUAAAUGUUUACAGCACGGCGUUACAACUAAAGCUUUAGCGGUUAGGUGUUUGUGAUUUUGUUAGGCCCUACUGCCUGAAUACACUAUUUAAAGUAACUCAAUGUUUGAUUAACGAACGUUAAUGUAUUAUUAUUUUAUAAUUCAUUUGUUCCAUGAAAUAAACGUUGAAAAAAG